Manihot esculenta (cassava) is the source of this 2168-nucleotide messenger RNA. Its product is annotated as squamosa promoter-binding-like protein 6. The transcript is spliced from 5 exons. The record is from RefSeq and is a predicted model, not a curated record. NCBI's taxonomy places the organism in Eukaryota, Viridiplantae, Streptophyta, Magnoliopsida, Malpighiales, Euphorbiaceae. Gene Ontology annotation, molecular function: DNA binding. Gene Ontology annotation, cellular component: nucleus. Bases 225 to 1742 code for a protein of 505 amino acids.
AGACCUGGACAUGCUUUUGAGAGUUGGGAGACUACUCAUCUCAUUUUCAUAUACUCUAGUGGAAAUCAUGUUGACUCUCACCAUUCUCUCUGUUUCUUCUCCUUCUCCCUCCUCUUUUUCUCUACUUACCUGAACAAAUAUUACCCUUUCUCCAUUUUUCUCCCUGUUCUUUUCUUCUCUGACAUUUUCUGCAUACUGUCUUCAGUUCUUGUUCUUCUCUGCGGAUGGAGCCUUGGCGCUACACUGCUGAAGGGAAAGGCCUUCUUUUCUCUGAUGAAAUAGAUUUUUCUGUCGAUUCAUUUGGGAGAGGUAGAAAAAUAUUCACAGGGUGGGAUGGGGAAUCUGUUGAGGGCUUGGAGUUUGUUGAUUUGGGUUUCUCUGAAAUGCCCAGAAAGCCAUUUCAUGGUAGUAAUCCAGGUGUGGGGAUGCUUGGUGGUAGCGAAGCUGGUAUCAACUCUAGUAAAAUAGAAUUAGCUUCUUCUGGUUAUAUGAUUGCUUCAAAUUCAUUGUUGGAAUCUGGGUCGAAGCAUUCAACUACUCUCCUGGAAUCUAAUAGUCAGGAUUCAUCACUAAUUGAUUUAAAGCUAGGGAGGUUAGCUGAUGGCAAAGAAACACAGAAUAGCAAGUUUUUGAAAGAGAGAUCGGUUGUAUCUUCAACAAACCCAACUUCUCAGGCAAAGAAAGCUCGAACAAUGAGUUCGCGCUCUCAGACUCCCUAUUGCCAGGUAUAUGGUUGUCACAAGGAUCUCAGCUCCUUAAAGGAUUACCACAAGAGGCAUAAAGUUUGUGAGAUUCACUCAAAGACUCCUAAAGUUAUUGUCAAUGGGGUUGAGCAGAGGUUUUGUCAGCAGUGUAGCAGGUUUCAUUUACUGGUUGAAUUCGAUGAUGGUAAACGAAGUUGUCGUAAACGCCUAGCAGGCCACAAUGAACGCAGAAGGAAACCUCAGUUUGGUCCUCUCUCUGGUGGACCCCAUAAAUUUCUGCUGCCAUACCAAGGAAACAAAUUUGUGGGUACUUCCUUGCCAAAGAGAGCAUCUUUUCUUUUCCCAAACAUACUUCCUGGAGGUAUUCUUUAUCCAGAGAGAUAUGAGCAGACGAACUGCUACAAGUCUGUUAAAGUGGAUGAGAAAUCAAUUUGGGGUACAAAUAUGCAGUCAAUUUCAAAACCUUUUCUCCCUCACCAUGCCAAUCGGAUCCAAAACACUGCUGAAAUUUCUCCAUCAUCCACUGAAGAAUUCACUGUUUGUAAUACUGCGUCAACUGUUCAUGAGUUAGCUGGGGUAUAUAAUUCCAGUCGUGCUCUCUCUCUUCUGUCAGCCGAAUCACAGGACUUGGGCCAUUUGGCAGGAAUUAUAAUCACAACGCCCUUCAAUAGUCAAGCCAAUCGUUCACAUCAAAUUGUGGGUAUUUCUGAGAAACCUUUCGGGUCAGAAUCUUCAGAGAAGAAUAUGCCAAUCGGAGGCCAUUCAUCUGAAUUGAACUCCAUUAAAGCUAACCAUAUGGGAUCCUUCAUGGUCUCUUGUGCUGGUUAUGCUGCUGACCUUCAAAUUGAACCAGAUGGUUUUUUUCAAGAGUCCGACCUUUUGAAUGCCAAAUAUUGUGUUUCUGCUGAAAAUGAAUCCACCAUGGAUUUGCUUCAGUUGUCAUCACAUCUUCACAGGGUAGAGGAACAGAGGAAUUCUGUUCAAGUUAAGCAUGAAACUGAGGACCUUUCCACUUUCCUUACCACAUAUGGGGCAUGAAGGAGCAAGGGUCAGAGGAGCCACUUGAAGGUAAGCUGCAUCAAAUGUGUUAACUGACUCGAUUGGUUCAAUACACAACAUGCUGGUAGACUUCAGAUAAAUGGAAACUUGGACACAAUUUCUAGUACUUUUCUUCACUAAGUAUAUAACAGGAAUCAACACAAGUUUAUAUACUCUUUAAGUUCAUGUAAGGUCAUUACUGUUUCUUCUUUAGAGAUUACUAUUUUGCCCAUACUGUUUCUUUCUUUAGAGAUACUAUUUUGCCCAUACUUGCAUUUGCCAAUCUGGUUCCUGAAUUAGUGAGUUAUACGACUCAGCAAACUGUAGAGAACCUUAACUUUUGAAGGGGCAAAAUAACAAGGCCAACAUAAAAUUUGAUGCUGAGUUCAUGUGAUACUAAAGGUUAAUUACUUCUUUUGAUGUAAA